Molecule: messenger RNA, 4553 nt
Organism: Misgurnus anguillicaudatus (oriental weatherfish)
Lineage: Eukaryota; Metazoa; Chordata; Actinopteri; Cypriniformes; Cobitidae
Source: RefSeq, a predicted model, not a curated record
UUGUGUCAGAUCGUCUCGAUGUAUUAUUUGGUUUACUGAUGUUUUAGUUUCUUUUAAACUGGUUUUGAUGCUGGUGGACUUAUUGGACGCAUUGCAGCCAAAUCGCUGUAUCCCGAAAUCUAAUUUUAAACAGUUGGAUCAGUUGAACGUGAUCUCGUGCGUAUUUGGACGAAAAUAUAUUAACGUUUCCCGUUUAAAGCGCCACGGUACGCGAGACAUUGGAUUAGCUGAGUGAAGUCGACCACUGUAGCUAAGACCACCGUUGUUGCCGCCAGCCCAACAGUCAAAAUGGUGCAGAACAAGAUCACCGAAGUUACCGGAUUUCAUCGCUCUUUUAAGGGGCAAAAUCCCUUUGAAUCUGAGGAAUUUUCCAAAACCGGAUCCAAUCUUCUUGACACGGCCUUCAAUUUUGAUUGUUCCCCCCGACACGACAUACCAUCCAGUCGGCCCAUCGACAUCCCCGAUGCCAAAAAGAGAAACAAGAAGAAGAAAAGAUGCCGAGCAACAGACAGCUUCUCAGGGCGAUUCGAAGAUGUAUAUAAACUGCAGGAUGAGGUGCUGGGGGAAGGAGCCUAUGCCAGGGUCGAGACCUGCAUCAGCCAAAUCACCCAUAAAGAAUAUGCUGUGAAGAUAAUUGAGAAAAGGCCAGGACACAGCAGGAGUCGUGUUUUUAGAGAGGUGGAAAUGCUGUACCAGUGCCAGGGCCACAGAAAUAUUUUGGAGCUAGUGGAGUUCUUUGAGGAGGAGGACAAGUUUUACCUCGUGUUUGAGAAACUGAGAGGAGGCUCCGUGUUGGCUCACAUUCACAAGAGGAGAUACUUCAGCGAGCAGGAAGCCAGCAUUGUGGUGCAGGACAUUGCGAGUGCCCUGGACUUCCUUCACAACAAAGGUAUGGCCCACAGAGACUUGAAACCUGAAAACAUCUUGUGUGAAUAUGAAGACAGGAUUUCACCUGUUAAGAUCUGCGAUUUCGAUCUGGGCAGUGGUAUUAAACUCAACAGCGAUAGUUCACCCAUCUCCACUCCAGAGCUCCUCACUCCAUGCGGAUCUGCUGAAUACAUGGCUCCCGAAGUGGUGGAGGCUUUCAACGAGGAAGCCACCAUCUACGAUAAGCGCUGUGACCUGUGGAGCCUGGGUGUCAUUCUGUACAUCAUGCUGAGCGGGUACCCUCCCUUCGUGGGACGCUGUGGAAGCGACUGUGGUUGGGAGAACGGAGAACCUUGCCAAGCGUGUCAGAACACCUUGUUUGAGAGCAUCCAGGAGGGCAAAUAUGAGUUUCCAGAGAAAGAGUGGGCUCACAUUUCCUACAGCGCCAAAGACCUCAUUUCCAAACUGCUCGUACGGGACGCUAAGAAACGUCUCAGUGCCGCUCAGGUUCUCCAGCAUCCAUGGGUACAAGGGUGCGCUUUUGACUGUCUCCCCUCGUCCAUCUUGCCUCAAAGGAAUAGCAGCACUAAGGACUUGACCUACUUUGCGGGCAAGGCAGUUGCCAUGAACCGUCAACUGGCCGAACAGGACGACUGGAAAGAUCAACAGCAUCAGGACUCUCCUCAGGUCGUCACGGCCAGUGCCUCAUCUAUGCGUCUCUCCCCUCCCUCCAACUCCAAACUGGCCAAGCGGAGACAGCGGAGCAGCCUGCUGAAGGGAGCACCAGUGUCCGCCUCCGAACUCAGGCAGCUCCUGGCACCGCUGGUCAUCGUAGGGGACUGCGCUUGAUCGUUUGAACUGGGCUUUCAUACGGACAAACCAAGUCUAUUCUACCUUUGUGCGAACUUCCCCUUCCUUGGUCCAAUUAAAUGAUACCAGACUCUUUCCUAAACACAGAUUUGGUCACAUUUUGCUUCCAAAGCACUUCCAUCAGCACUGGGAACGUUGAUCUCCUUGAUGGCUCGAGGAAAAUAACCCAAAUUGAGUUUUUAGGAUAGAGACUGGGUGACGAGAGGCAUUUUUAUUUUUUUUAGAGCAUGAAACACCAGCUCUAACAAACCAAAGGUCUAAUACCCAUACCCAAACCUCCUUCUGUGCUGCUUCCACGUUACAACUGGAUUCACUGUGAAUUUUCUCUGUGAGAGAUGAGUGCAUUUGCUUCAGGAAUGUUCCUCCUGUAUGCGUGUGCGCGUUUUACUCCCCCUCCCCUUCUGCGGAUACUGAAGAUGCUCGGUCAUUGCUGAUGAAGGCUAUUAUGAGUAGCAUUAUUUUAGUGGAGAUGUCGUCUAAGUGGACAGAAGUUCUGUUAAUAGUGCCUCACCUCACUAGUAUGUACCCACCCACAGCCUUUUUAAUUAAUUUUAUCUAGGAAAAUUCCCUGAUCGUUAGGAAUAGCAGUCACUAAUCGGGAGUGUUUACUCUUAAUUUGUAGUUGCAUCAUUUAUUUCAAAUCCAGAUUGUUUUCUUUCAAGACAUGGGUUUUGGGUGAGCAAUCUGGAAAGAUCGCUGCACGUCGUCGUUUUUACGUAAGCUUCCAUUUUGUAAAACUUGGACUUGGCACGUUACAUGCAUCCCAAUCAAUGUCCAGGAAACCACCGUGGUUUUCAGUAACCAAAAAAUCUUAUCAGUAGCUGAUAAGCGCGUGAAAACUUUUGUGAGCACAAUAAGGUUAUAGUACACGCUGAAAGGCAACCAGGUGGUUUUAGAAGCACACGUUUGCCAGUAUGACCAGAUGAUUUACGACCGAAAUCAGGGAGUGACGGCUUUGAGGGGACAGUGGUGGUACGCAGAAUUAAAAAAAACCUUGCAGAUGCCGCCGAAAAGCGAUUUAUAAAUAUUAGGAGGGGAGGGAGAGAUUAUUUUCUAAAAACACUUAAAAACAAAAAAAUCUAUAUUUAAAAAAAAAAAUGGAAAGCAUUCCAGGAAAAAGUAUUUAAAAUUCAACAAAAAAAAGUCUUCCGAGAAAAUGUAGCUGUAUGAGUGAAAUGGUUUAAGAAAGUUUACUUUGUUUUUAUAUGUUAAUGGUUGACUCCAGUUCAGAUGUUUCAAAUUUUGUUAAGUUUUGUUUAACUUUUCAUUGAAAGAAUAUUAUAUUCAAUCUUAUUUUUUAAAAAGGUGCUGUUCAGGUGGAACGUUAUAUUUUUUCUUUUUUAUAAUUUUUGUUACUUAUUGAUUUAUAUGCUGUAGAGAAAGAGGGCGAGAGAGUGUGUGCGAGAGAGAGAGCGCGUGUGCGAGAGUGUAGAGAACAAAGUCGGAGAAACCGAAGGAUAAAGAUGAGAGAAGGAGUCUGAUACUCAGUGGAGAUCUGAUCUAAUGUUUUCGUUUUUUCGAAGUGACUUUAGGGUCGUUUAAACUCCCCGUUUUUCUCUGUAAUGCUUGAUGGUUUUAGCGUGCGAUGCAACAAAUUUUGCCAAAGUGCACCAAUCUCUAAAAUCUAAUGCUAUGACUUAUGCGGGUGUCUGGAAGUGUUGAUCUUGGAUCAGCUUUAGCCAUUUACAUCGUAAUUCAGACUGCGUUGAGAUGAGCAUGGAUCCCUAUCGUCCCUCUUACGCGAGACGUAAGAGUGCACAAAGCAUUCGGAGAUUUAAGGUUUAUGAAAUCAAGCAUUAGUAUCAUCGUUGGGAGUUUAAAUUGCCCAAGCACAUGAUCCUGUUGAAUGUUUUCGACGCAUCACCAGUUCUGUUGUGCGAUGCUCUGAAAUAUAUGAAACCUAAUGGCAGUCCUUGGUUUUGAAGGACCCAUUAUGCUGAUUAUUAUUAUGACACUGAUUGUAACCUUUAUUGAUUUUCUUUUUCUUUAAUGUUUUUACAAAUGCAUCUUUUGUGGGUUUUAUGUCUUAUAGUAAGACUUAAAUUGUACGUGUAGCGGUUUCCUCAUGUUUUUGUUCAGGAAACUGCUUUGCUACAAUGAAUAUGUACAGUACAAAUGGAAACCGAAGCAUUCAUAAGCUGAGAUUUAAAGCAAUCUUUGGUCUGGAAAAUACCAUUUCCAACACUUCUCUUCAGUGUUUUUUGUCUUUUUUGCUUUGUAUUCCAGAUAUCCCAGAUGUUUGGGUUUGUAUUUCUGAAGUGUCUGAGGCACUUGGUUGAUCCUCAAAAGCCCCUGUGCCUCUGACAGAAGAUUCACCACUGUUUUACCCAUACAGUAGUUAUGGGUUGCCUUGUAUUAACAAAUCUGACAAAUCUUUUUUAUUUUGGGUGCGUGUUCUCAUUUGCAGUUAAAUGUUCUUGUUUUACACAACCCAACAUUAGCCAUUACAAAGCAAAUAUAAAGUAUUGUAAUAUGAAGACUCAACCUCCCACUCAAUGUUUCUCGGGAUAAAAAUAUUCAGGUGCACAAUAAUAUAGAUUUUAUUUUGUUUUAUCCUCAAUAUGUGACCCUCUAGCCUGAAGGCUAUUGUUUUUGAAGCACUGUUUGUCAGUUUCUAAAUUCCAAAGUUUGUCCAAAAUACGAAUUGGGGUCAAAAUCACCCGAGACAACAUGGGUAUUGAUUGAAAGAAGCACUUUACUGUACCAUGUGGCUGACUGCAGUUCACUCGAAGCUAAAUUUAUGACUGUUGUUGCAGAUUUUUGUAUUGUUUUGUACAAAACAAACCGACAAAACGCAAUAAAAUGCUUUAAACAUG